AUGCCGCUCACCGCUCACGGAUUCGACGCGAAGGAGAUACACUCCAAAAUUCAACUCCUCAUUCAUGGGCUCGUCAACAUAAAGGAUGAGACAGGGGAAUUUCUUAUGACUCUUGCAGAUGGCCGAGUAAUAGACACAAAGGGGUGGAACGACUGGGAGUGGACGCACGGCGUCGGACUCUACGGAAUAUGGCAUUACUACCAGACGACGGGUGAUCCCAAGUAUCUGCAGAUCAUAGAAGAUUGGUUCCAAAACCGAUUCGCUUCCGGCGGCACAACGAAAAACAUCAACACCAUGGCAGCUAUGCUCACCUUGGCCUACGUGUAUGAGAAAACAAACAAUCCUACCUAUCUCCUCUGGCUCGACAGCUGGGCGGAGUGGGCAUAUCAUGACUUGGAGCGAACAAAAUAUGGAGGCAUGCAGCACAUUACAUACUUGGAGGAGAAUGACCAGCAGUUGUGGGAUGAUACCUUGAUGAUGACUGUGUUGCCGCUGGCCAAGAUUGGACUUGUGCUAGAUCGUCCUCACUAUGUCAAAGAAGCAAAAAAACAGUUUUUGCUGCAUAUUCAGUAUCUGUUUGAUGCUAAAACAGGCCUCUUCUUUCACGGGUGGUCGUUUAAUGAUGGUGGUCACAAUUUUGCCUCAGCUAGAUGGGCACGUGGUAAUAGCUGGCUCACCAUUGUGAUACCGGAGAUCAUUGAAUUGUUAGAUCUGCCUUCCGAUGAUCCGUUUUGCAUUCAUCUAAAAUCUACGCUCGCUGCUCAAUGCGAAGCAUUGAAAGCUUUUCAGGCACCCGGUGGCCUUUGGCGCACUUUAUUGGAUGUUCCAGAAGAAGAUGGAUCAUAUGUAGAAUCCAGUGCAACAGCAGGCUUUGCAUUUGGCUUGCUGAAGGCACAACGCAAGCACUAUCUGGAGAAGGAAUACAGAGAUACUGCCUUCAAAGCAAUUCGGGGUGUUUUGGAUAAUAUAGAUACGAAUGGUCAGUUGCUGAACACAUCAUUUGGUACAGGUAUGGGAUCAGACUUGGAGUUUUACAAGAAAAUUCCUAUUACACCUAUGCCAUAUGGCCAGGCGAUGGCUAUCUUGGCUCUUGUUGAGUUGCUCAGAAUUUUCAUUUAG
Messenger RNA from Trichoderma virens Gv29-8, 1119 nucleotides. Its product is annotated as glycoside hydrolase family 105 protein. Gene Ontology annotation, biological process: carbohydrate metabolic process. NCBI's taxonomy places the organism in Eukaryota, Fungi, Ascomycota, Sordariomycetes, Hypocreales, Hypocreaceae. Bases 1 to 1119 code for a protein of 372 amino acids. The transcript has a single exon. The record is from RefSeq and is a predicted model, not a curated record.